Eleginops maclovinus (Patagonian blennie) is the source of this 4604-nucleotide messenger RNA. It is a transcript of the gene ell2, whose product is annotated as elongation factor for RNA polymerase II 2. Gene Ontology annotation, biological process: transcription elongation by RNA polymerase II; positive regulation of transcription elongation by RNA polymerase II; snRNA transcription by RNA polymerase II. The transcript has 12 exons. Lineage: Eukaryota; Metazoa; Chordata; Actinopteri; Perciformes; Eleginopidae. Gene Ontology annotation, molecular function: cis-regulatory region sequence-specific DNA binding. Gene Ontology annotation, cellular component: transcription elongation factor complex. Bases 99 to 2156 code for a protein of 685 amino acids. The record is from RefSeq and is a predicted model, not a curated record.
CUGAAGGCAGCAGCUGUAGUCCCUCCCCGGGCCAGAGAGAGCACCUCGGCUGCUUAAUGCUCUAGCCUCAAAGGGACGAUGGUGGAGGGCUGGUAAAGAUGGCGGCGCUCUCCGAGGAUGGGAGGUACGGAUUGAAUUGUGGCCAACAGAGCGCUGAUAGAGUCACCGUAUUACAUGUCAAAUUGACCGAGACAGCGCUGAAAGCCAUAGAGAGCCACCAACAUUGUAAGAAUGUACCUUCUCAGCGGCCAACAAUACAAUUCAAGGGACUCCAAGGGCGCAUUAAAAUUCCCAAGAACGAUUCCUCCCCAGACGCCUUCAACAGUUUUGAGUUCUACCUGUCUAACGUGGGCAAAGACAACCCUCAGGGAAGCUUUGAGUGCAUCCAUCAAUAUGUGUCGAGCUCAGGGGCCUCACACCUGGCAUUGUUGGCCUCAGUACAGGACAAGGUCACAGUGUGUGCCACUAAUGACUCCUACCAGGUGACCCGGGAACGCAUGACCCAGGCCGCGGAGGACACUCGUGAACGUGGGACCAAAGUCAUCAAGCCUGGGGGCCAGUACAGAGGAAAGCAAGUCCAUAUCCGUAAGCCAGCGCUAACGGGCCACGACGUGGUCCCUGAGCGUAAGCGCUCCACACCCAUCAACCCAGCCAACACUAUUCGUAAGUGCCUUUCCAAUAACCCUGUGUCCCAGCGGCCCUUCAGGGACCGCCUCAUCCACCUGCUGGCGCUCAGGUCCUACAAGAAGCUGGAAGUGCUCGCCCGUUUGCAGCGGGACGGAAUCAACCAGAAGGACCGAAACUCAUUAGGAACCACCCUGCAACAGGUGGCCAACCUGAACCCCAAAGACAACACAUACUCACUGAAGGACUUUAUUUAUCGCGAUGUCCACCGAGAUUGGCCGGGCUACUCUGAAGAUGAUAAGACCCAGGUGGACCGGAUCAUCGCUCGAAAAUUAGGUCUUCCUAUGGAGACCCUCUCAUCCAGCAGUCCUCCCAAAGACAGCGUCCCCACAUCCCCGCAGAAGCCCCAGCCAGACUUUGACUUCAUCGACCCUCUGGCCCCCAAGAAAGCCCGCAUCUCCCAUCUCAGCAGCCGGGGGCCCGCCGCAGCCUCCUCCUCCUCCUCCGACCGCCGCGAGGACGAGGGCAGCCCCCGCUCCAAGCGCUCGUCCCUCCCCUCCAACGUCGCCUCGGGCCCUCCCACCCAUCUGCCUAUCCCGUCCCACCCCCCCGCCCCAUCUCACCAGCAGCCCAGCCCGGCCUCCCACUCCAACUCCCCCAGCACCCCCGAGGGCUGCGGCACCCAGGACCUGCCCAUGGACCAGAGCUCCUCCUCCUGCAGAGACCCUUCACCCAGCCCUUUCCCCUCUGACAGGACCCUGCAGGACCGCUACCGGACCCCCGUCCCCAGACCAGUCGCCUCCCCCAGCCCUCCUCCUCCUCCCCCUCCUCUUCCUCCUCCUCCUCCUCCCGCCUCUUGCACUUCCCUCACAGUCACCUCCACUGUCAUCAGCAGCCCUCCCUCGUCCAGCACCGCCAACAAGAAGGUGAAGAAGAAAUCCAAGAAGCACAAAGAUAAGGAUCGAGAGAGGGAGAAAGGGAAGCGGACGGACAAAGGUAGCAGGAGUCCGCCCAGCGCCGCAGAGCCGGCCGUAGACUGUCGCAAAGCCAAAAGGAAGCGCAGCACCGAGGAGGAGACAAGAACUCAAGAAGAAGUCAUCGACAAGAACCCUCCCAAAGAUCAAGUCUCUUCAGAUAAAGAGAAGCCAGACCAGCCCGCUGAGUUCUCCUCUACAAUUGAGAUGCCCGACUAUGUUGUGAAGUACAUGCCUAUGGUGUCCAUUGACCAGCGGCAAAGCUACAAGGAUGACUUCAACGCGGAGUACGAUGAGUAUCGCCGUCUGCAUGCCCGCGUGGAGAACAUCACCCGCCGCUUCACCCAGCUGGAUGCCAAGUGCCGGAAGAUGACGCCUGGCACCAAAGAAUACCAGAAGGUGCAAGAAGAAGUCUUGAAAGAGUACAAAAAGAUGAAACAUCACAGCCCCAACUACCACGAGGAGAAACAGCGCUGCGAGUACCUGCACAACAAGCUGGCCCACAUCAAGCGGCUAAUCGCUGACUUUGACCAGCGCCGAGCCCAGGCCUGGUGCUGAGAGCACAGCAACACCUCCACUAUCAGUAUUGAGAGAGGAGCGUGGAACCAGGAGGGGGUGUCCGACCGGCUGUUAUUUAUUAACACCCCUUCAGUUACUGCCUCCACAAUAGCCCCCCCCCCCCCCCCCUCAUCCAUCUCUCUUCCUUUUCCCAUCAUCCUUUUUUUUUCUCCAUUCCUAGCCUCUUUUUUUCCGAUCUUUGAUUCCGCUGGCUUCGUUGUUGCCUGCAAUCUUAAGAAAAAAAUACUUUUGACUUUACCCUCCGUCUUUUGCUUUCUCUUAUGUUUAUUUUCGAAGAGCUCCUGUGGAAUUUCAAACCACUGGCUCAGUGGAAGGGGCUGCCUGCAUGUGUGAAGGGGUUCGGGGGGAAAUCUUCUAACUUUUUUUGAAGGACUUUAUCUUCAGGCAAAAAAAAAAGAACAAAAAAAGUAUUUUUGAGCAUCAGAGAAAAUAUUAACUUGUAUUUAAGUAAAAAAAAAAGAGAGGGAGAUCUAUUUAUUUUGGGACUCAUAGUGCAAAGAAGAGUCCGCAGAUGAUAUAUUGUUUAACUUUUGUUGAAAACAAUGCAAAAAGAAAUACCGCAGGCCUUAUGUGUUUGACUUUGUGAAGCCAUUUUGCACGCAAGAUCCAUUGUGUCAUCUCAUUUGGGAAAGACUUCUCUCCUGCCUCAUUUCCUCUCCAUCAUACAAAACUGUACAGGAUAACCUCGCCCGAGGUCGAGGCUGAGGGGGAAUGGAAAUGAGACGGGCAGGAGGGCUCUGAACUGAUUGAGAAGCAACAACAGUAUGUGUGCAUGGAUUGUAAAUUUAGUUGUAAUGGCCACAUGGGGUGGAGAGGGUGGGGAAACUAAGGAGUACGAUCCCCUGUCGGUAAGGGGAAGUACUCCCUGCACCAUCAGUGUUUAGUGUUCACAUUGCAUUAUGGGUGCCUUAAGGUGUUUACACUCGAAAAACGCCGAGUCUGGCGACCCUUAGGGGGACUACACAAAGGAACUAUAACUGCCUGGAAACAGGUUGUGUGUGUGUCUGUACGCAUGUUGGAGCGGUGAAGGAAGAGAGUUUAGUCUGGAAGGAGUGUUACAAAUUGUAUGAGUGUGUGUGUGUCUGUACGGUUGUGACUGGUGUAAGGAAAAAAAACUAGAAAUGUGGAGAAAAAGUGAUAAACGUGAAAAACAAAAAAAAGCUGCUAUAUAGUGUUUGACCAGCCAGAGCACUCAGGAUCAACCUGUAGAAGAUCCUUAUUUUCCAUACCGGCGCAGAGCCUGGGAAAGGACCGCGCCGAACCUCUUCAGCUUUACCCAGCGGCAAAGAGUUUCUGUUCCUAGAAAGAAGCAACAAAAAAAAAUCCACCAGAGGAUGAAUCUCUAUUAGGAUUUGAUUCUCAGUUUGAGUUCUGCAGCGCAGUGGAAGAUGUUAUAUUUUUCAACAGUGAUAGAUUUAGUUCAAUGGAUGGAUGAAUGGCUUCUAUGAAAAGUCUUUAUUUCAACAAGGGAAAAUGUGUUUACAAACCUGUGUUGGACUGUUUGCCAAAAAAUGAGAUACUUCUCUGGUACUGCAUCCGUGGAGUAAAAUGUAUGAUUGGGGAUUAAUUUAAAGAGACAUUACAUGUGUCUCGUUACAUUUGGGGGUGUAAAGAGGAGUCGUUGUGCCCAGAUAUUACAACUAAAUGUGUUGACUGUCUACUUUUGAAGUGGUUAGCCCCUUCUCGGCAUAUUAAGCUUCUCCAUUUCCUGUAUUGGGAAAAUGUGUAGCCCCAUUUAUUCCCCAAAAAUUGACAUUUAAGUAUAAUUGGCCGGAUCUAUUUGAACUACAUUUUGGGUUGUGGCAUUCUGUCAAAUAGUCAGUCUCUGCAGCAGACUGUCUGUUUUGUUCGGCUGUCCGAAUCAAUUUAAUCUAAAACAGACCUGGCUUAUUUACUUGCUGUCUCUCAAGUUGAUAUGGACAGAAAAUCAGCACUUGUAUCUUGGACGUGUCGCAUUAAAAACAAAGACAACGCAGAUUAAAAUUCUUCAAGAUUUCAGGCUCUACUUGAGAAAUAGCCCUACUUCGGUCGCGGGCUGCAGGGUCAGUGUAUUAUUAUUUUAUUUUAUCCCUUAAUCCCAUGAAUUGGUCAUUCCUCAGAAUAUAGAGCAGAAAAGCUAAUUUAUGAUGUUACCGUCAGGGUGACCUCCAUCAUGUGUGUCCUCUUCCUUUUCCUCCAAACAUUUCUGUCUUUAUCAAAUACAGAUGUUAAAACUGGGUCAGAACAACAUGCAUAAUGUGACUCAUUUUUAUUGGAGGAAAGAGGGAAGAGGUUUGAUCAAGAGUCUUAAUGAAGAAGUAACAAGGUUAAAAACCCCUGGCAGUGUUUAGAUGUGAGAAACCACUGAAAAUCAAGUGACAUCUUUUGUUGCCCAGCCGAAAAUGUACAAGACAUUUCAAUAAAAAUCAAUUUAGUUUUACCUGGAAA